AUGAGCAUGGAACCGGAAGCCGACUAUUUACACGACGAGGAGGAGAUUGAAGAUUACGGGAACCAUGAACAAUCGCCCUCAAAACGGCAAAGGACCGAACGUAGAGGAUAUGAAUCUGCUUAUUCAGGAGCAUCAUCCAGCGACAAUGACAUUAGCAUUCACGCAGGCCGCUCGUCGCACAAGCGACGGGCUAUGAGUGAAAUUAUCGAGCCAGUUCUCAAACGACGCAAGGGCGUAUUCAACAACAACUACUUGGAUCUUCUCAACAGGGACAUUGAAGAUGUUGCGAACAUGUCACUUGACGGGGAGGAGGACUUACCCUCGUCUCAAAUCGGCUUGACGCUGUGGACACCAUACGAGAAGAAGGUGUUUUUCGAAGCGCUCGCCAGACUCGGAAAGGACAAUAUUCGGGGCAUUUCUGACCGCAUACGAACCAAAAGCGAGGUCGAGGUCCGCCAGUACAUCGUCUUGCUCGAGGAUGCCGUUCAAAGGAGAGGACAGGAACAGGAAGGAGGCCUGAAGUCCCUGGAACCGGCAGAGUACCCCGCGGCCGUCGAGAUAAGCUUGCCAUGCUGCCACGCGCUCGAUGAAGCGGCGGACGCGCUCUCCUUCCGCCAAGAGCGGCAUGAGGAGCUCGCCGAGCAGAAGAAGUGGGGGGAGUUCUGGAACAUCAACCUGGAGCUCGCGAAGCGCAUCGAGGGCGACCACGGCCUCGAGAAAGACGCCGCCUUCGCGAGUGACCACGGUCUGGAGUUCACCGAGCUCCUCCACGUUAAGAACUUCGUCCGCCUCCCCGAGCGCAUCUUCAUGAACGCGUCCCAUGCCGAGGACAACUGGCAGUUCGUCAGCGAGGAGCCGCCGACGAUCCGGGCCACCGCCUUGCAGGAUUUCCACUCGCUCUUAGUCUCUGUCACGAAGAAGCUUGUCCUCACGACGCUAUUUAUUGCCGAGUCCCGUAUCAGGGGAAAGAGGAAGGUGGAGCCGUCCACGAGGAACCUUGUUAGACGCAAGGACGUCGAGGCGGCGGUCGCGUCCCUGGGGAUGAAGCAGAACAGCGACGAGUUCUGGGUAACCUGUGCGCGUCGGCUGCGGCUCGAAGUUUGGGACGACAAGGAUGAGGGGGACAUCGAGGACGAGUGCGAGAACGAGGAGCCGAUGGCUUACGACCGCGUGGAGAGUAUUCUUCGUCGUGAGUCCGAUGCCACCGAGUCCAGGGCAACGGGAAAACCAUCCUCGACGCCAGAGGUCAAGCUUGAGGACCGCGAUUCGUCUGAAUCUACUGACGACGAGGCUUCUGCUGGUGAAGAAUCGGGUGACGAGGCGGACGCUGCUGCGCUCGGCAGCGCUGAACGCGAAAUUAUCGAGGAGGCCAAGGAGGUCCUUGUCUACUCCGCCCACGACUUCCCCGAGACACACCGCACGAGGGAGGCUCUAAGGAAUAGGAUACGCAACGAGCGGGAGCAGGAGGCCCAAGCCGAAGCCGAGGAUGCGAAGGCAAGCUACGAGGCUGAGUUGGAGAUGUGGCGUCUUCUGCAGCGACAGCCACCCGAGUCGUUCAUGAUGCCACAAAUCCCGGAGCGUGGCCGUAGAGCUGUCGGAAACGUCGAGGAUUUUUAUGACGCCGGGCGAAAGUGGAGGGAGAGGUUGACGUAUCACAGCGAGUGGGAGAUGCUUGGAACGUCACAGGUAGCGGACAAGAAGGACUGA
Colletotrichum spaethianum is the source of this 1707-nucleotide messenger RNA. RefSeq lists its product as uncharacterized. The record is from RefSeq and is a predicted model, not a curated record. Gene Ontology annotation, cellular component: RNA polymerase I upstream activating factor complex. Gene Ontology annotation, molecular function: rDNA binding; RNA polymerase I general transcription initiation factor activity. Gene Ontology annotation, biological process: nucleolar large rRNA transcription by RNA polymerase I; transcription initiation at RNA polymerase I promoter. The transcript has a single exon. Lineage: Eukaryota; Fungi; Ascomycota; Sordariomycetes; Glomerellales; Glomerellaceae. Bases 1 to 1707 code for a protein of 568 amino acids.